AUGGAAACCACCAAACACCUCCCCUUCCUCAUAAUGAUCAUUACCAUCAUCACCACUGCAUCCUCCACUUCACUUCCCUCUCUCACGACGGAGCAAAACGAAAUGGCAACCAAAAUCAUAGACGCAAUGAUCUCAAGCGGCUCAUUCGAAGACUGGAGUGAAGCGUUCCUCAACACCAACGACGAGCUCAACGGUCCAGUCCUCACUUCCACUCUCUUCCUCCCCAAAACAUCCGUGGAAGGAAUCAACGCCACGUCACCACUGGUUGCUUCUUACCACAUCGUUCCACAGUGGCUUGACUUCUCCGUCUUAAGCCUCAUGAAGCCUUUCUCUCGCAUCCCUACGCUACUCUUUGGACACUCUAUCGUAGUUACCAACAAUUCAGCUUCAGGUUUUGCACUUGAUGGUGUUCUCAUUUCCGAGCCAGAUUUAUUCGUCUCUCCAUCCAUAGUUAUCCAUCGAAUGGCUUCUCCGUUUAACUUCACCCGUUAUAGUUUGACUUUGACACCGUAA
Capsella rubella is the source of this 513-nucleotide messenger RNA. RefSeq lists its product as uncharacterized. The transcript has a single exon. Bases 1 to 513 code for a protein of 170 amino acids. NCBI's taxonomy places the organism in Eukaryota, Viridiplantae, Streptophyta, Magnoliopsida, Brassicales, Brassicaceae. The record is from RefSeq and is a predicted model, not a curated record.